Molecule: messenger RNA, 1164 nt
Organism: Epithele typhae
Lineage: Eukaryota; Fungi; Basidiomycota; Agaricomycetes; Polyporales; Epitheliaceae
Exons: 4
Coding region: 1-1164 (387 amino acids)
Biological process (GO): spliceosomal snRNP assembly
Cellular component (GO): SMN complex; small nuclear ribonucleoprotein complex; nucleus
Source: RefSeq, a predicted model, not a curated record
AUGUCUCAGCUACUCAAGAGGAAGGCGGACGAUCUGGAGAGCUCGGACGAUGAAGAGCCCGCGCUAGGGCGUCAGGUGUUGCCGGUCGCGAAUCUGCCGGACGCGUUCGACGGAGAGCCGACGGAUGGACUGCAGUACCUGUUCAUGGUGCGGAGGGACGCACGGUUGCUCCCUCACGUUAUACGGGUAGCGAACCCUUACGAACUCCCGCAGCCACCACCUCCGGACGAGGGUUCAAAUGGUUCUGCAUCUUCAUCUUCUCCACGCAAGAACGUGCUUCCGUCGGAGGAAUGGCGAGAGACGUUUUUAUGGCGAUUCAAGAACUUUCGUAAGAACUCCGUCCAACCUACCAUACACAUUCAUAUCCCUGACUCUAGCGCGAAGUCGACACCGGACAAAAAGGAGCGCGAUUUGUGGUGGGCCUUCCUUGCGGGUCGGCCGGAGAGUGAGUGGAAUCCUCCCAAAAAGCAAAAGCAGCAGAAACUGUCCCGAUGGCAGCAGCACAACUUGAAGAAAACGGCUCGUGAAUUUGAGGACCCGUCCUAUGAUGCGCCUUUACCAUACGACCUUGGACAGUCAUCUGCCGACCUGGACCAUCAAUCUGCAGACUUCCAGCACCACCCAGCAAAUGGCACGCCAGAUUUCUCUGAUCUGUCUACCGGGCAGCCGCCGUCAACAUCGUCUACCGGUCCUAGAAGCGCAUCUUCACUGUGUCUGCCUCGCGAGCCCACACCUGUCGUGCUGCAGCACAUUGAUCACAAAUACGCCAUCCAUCUUCUGAUGUACUUCACUCACUGGAUCAGCGUCCGACUUGAAGAAGGCCAUCUUCCGUACACGGAUAUCACCCAAGCGCACGCGCGAUGGAUGUUCGCGCUUCUCUCACGGGUGGAAGAAUGGAUCUCUGGUGAUGAAACGAGUCUUCUGCGAGGCCUGGCCCGGGGAUGCAUGGAACUCAUGGCGGAAAGUCGCCGGAAGGUGUCAUUAGCGGCGAUACCGGGGGCAGUUCCUUCGGAGGGCGGGGAAGACAGGUUUGUGGACGAGGGUGCGCUCUGGAUGAUCCUCACUGCGAUUGCUGGGGUUUGGGGACAGAAGGAUUUGUGGGAGGACGCAGAAAACACGCUGCUGAGGGUAGAGUCGUGCAGCAAACACGAGUUUUUGACGUGA